This is a messenger RNA of Pipra filicauda (Wire-tailed manakin), 3676 nucleotides long. Its product is annotated as procathepsin L-like. The record is from RefSeq and is a predicted model, not a curated record. Gene Ontology annotation, cellular component: lysosome. Gene Ontology annotation, molecular function: cysteine-type endopeptidase activity. Lineage: Eukaryota; Metazoa; Chordata; Aves; Passeriformes; Pipridae. The transcript is spliced from 7 exons. Bases 2364 to 3581 code for a protein of 405 amino acids. Gene Ontology annotation, biological process: immune response.
UGCUCCCACAGCCAGAGUGGCUCUGGUGAAAGCCAAGUGCUCUGUUCCUUUCUGUGCCGAGCAGUGGAGAGAAUAUUAAAUCCCCUGAUGUUCCUCGGGGGAAGCACAAUCCCAGCAACUGAGGACUGGGAAUCCUGGGCUGUGUUCCUGGCUGGGGGUGGGCACCUCACCCCACACCCCACAUCCCUCCCGUGGGAUUUAGGGGCUCUGAUCCCACGCUGGAUCCCACAGGAGCUGCUUUUUGCAGAGCUGGGCCUGCCUCUGCUCGCCCUCAAAGCUUCCCAAACCUGGCCUUGCCUCCUCCACGGGAGCCAGGCAUUAAUUAGCCCUCUGUUAAUGCCCUGAGGAUGCUGCCUGAGGCUUGUUUUAAAUGCAAAGCUUCUUACAGCUGGAGCAUUUUGUCUCCUGAAGACAACUGGGAGCACAUCUCCCCCUCCCCGACCCCUUCUUGUCCCCGUGCCCAAAUAAUUGUCCCGAUUCUUGCAGUUUGUUGUUUGGCUUCUACAACCCAGCCCCGGAUGCGGGUUUUGAGGUCGGAGGGGCGGAAGGAGGGACGUGAUGGAGGGAAAGUUGCAGCUCUCUUGAAGGGUCUUUAAGAGCAACCUGCAGCCAGCAAAGCUGCUCCCCCCCUCCCUGCCACCCUCACAGCCGGGUGGGUGCCUGAGGAUGGUAAGAAGCUUUAUUUUUGCAGGGGUUGUUGCUUUCCAGUCUUAAUUUAAACUGCUUUUUUCCUGUCCCCGAAAAGCCAAGUGUUUCUUAAAAUGUCUUUAAAACGCUCUUGUCUAGAAGAGUUUGCAGAUCUGUCGGCUCCUCUGAUCCCCCCCAGCUCGCUGCAGGAUUGUUUGGAGCCCUAAAGAGGGGUUGCUUGUCUCCUUUUGGGGGGGCUGAAGAAUCCCGAGAGGAAUUAAGUGGGAAAUCUGCCUCCCGCAAUCCUGAGCUAUUCCAUAUGGAACAGGCUCUGUCGGGGGAUUGAAAUACAAAUGAUGUGGGAGGUCCCCGCCCCGACAUCCCGAGGGAAAGGUAGUGGGAAUAGGGAGCAGCUGGGUGUGCUGGGUGGAGGAUUUGCAGCUGGAGGAUGAAGUUGAGAUAAUUUCCUGAGCAGUAACGACGGGGAGGAAGCGGCGGGUGCUGGGGAAACUGGGCAAAAACGACUCUUCCUCAAGAAUUUGGGACUCGAGAGCGGCUCGGGAGGCAUUUCUCCCGCAAAAACCCGCCCUGCGGGGCUUUAUUUUUAGGUGGAGGACGUGGAGGGAGAACAGAUGUUCUCGAGGGCUUAUUUUUAAAACAAAACUCGCUCCUCGAGCUACAGAAUUAGCUCAGAAAAGUCACUCCUUGCCCUGAAAGAUGCUCUCACGGAAAACUCCCCGGCAUCUCCAUUCCCAGAGCGGGCGGGAUAAAGGUGCGACGGCGGCUCUCGCUCUCGGAGAGCCACGUCAGUGGAAACUCUGGGGGGCUGGGGGUGUCUCAGGCAUUUGAUCUCUGGCCUGGGCCGUGCAGGCAGCACCCCCAAAAUACCUGGAGUGGCUCAGAAAUCCCAGGGUCCCCCAGAGGGAGAUGUGGAGUAUCCAGGGAAGGCACAGGGGGCUGUGGUGGAAGGGGCUGGGCUGGGCCGGGCCGUGUGUGUCUGUGCUGGCCGAAAGAAAGGGUGUAAAUUGAUCUUGGAAAAUCCUCACGGAGGGAUUUUGGUGGAGCACGUCCACACAGGCACCCCAGGACAGAUGGGAGGCUUCAGGCCUGGGUGUGGAGCAGCAGCUUCUCAGCCUCUGGAGAGAAACCUCCUCUCUCUGGUUCCAUCUCCAGCCGCUCUCUUGGAGGCUGGUGCGGAUUUCUGGGGCAUUUCCAGUGAAAACAGCUCCAUCCAGUUGGGUCAUCGCAGCUCCUGCUCUGCUGGGCUCUGCCUCGGGUCCCAAAGCCUCUCUGGGUUGGAGCUGGGAUCGUGGAAUCACAGAAUGGUUGGGGUUAGAAGGGACCCUGGAGAUCCUCUUGUUCCCCCCUUGUGUUGGGUUGUCCCCCGUGAACACACAGACCCUGCUCCAGAGGGGUCCAGACAUGACCCCUUGUCCUUUUGCUUGGGGCCCCAUCCUGCUGGUGCUGAGUUCCUGGGGAGGGUCAUUCACCCUGCUCCUUGGUGGUGCUGGGAGAGACGGUGUGGGAAGGGCAAAAAAGAGGGACAAUCCAGUGGUGGAGGAAACCAGCGGGAUUUUGCACAUAAGGAACAGGGAGAGGCCGUGGGGUGCUCGGGGGGACAACCAGCCCCAUCCCUGCCGCCCUCGCUGCCCUUCUGCCGGGAUUUGCCUCCUCCCACCGUCCAGGCUCUGCUCUCUCCCAAAGCUGCUCCUUCCUCUCCCAGAAAGGACAGUUAAAUGCCACCCAAAGGGCGGCUGAGACCUCCUAAAGCUCCUGUUAAACAGCAGCGAGGCCGCUCAGGAGCUGACCCAGCUGAUGGAACCAACUCUUCCCUCUGGCUCGGCCGCUCUGUUUGCCUUUCCCUGCCUCCCCCCUCUCCUCUAAUCCAGGCUGGAACUGCUCCCAGGGCCCAGCCUGGGGCUCUCCUGACCCCGCUCUCGCCGUCCCCCCAGCUGGGAGCCCUGGCUGUGACUCUGGGGGUGCUGCUGGCCCUGCUGGGCUGCGCCGCCGCCCCGGAUCCCGCCCUGGAGGAGGCCUGGGAAGAGUGGAAGAGUCUCCAUGCCAAGGAGUAUCCAGGGGAGGAUGAGACCUUCCGCAGGCAGAUCUGGGAGAAGAACCUGCACCACAUCCAGCAGCACAACUGGGAGGAGGCGCAGGGGAAGCACAGCUACCGCCUGGCCAUGAACCACUUCGGGGACCUGACAAACGAGGAGUUUAAGCGGCUCCUGAACGGCUUCAUCCCAGCGCAGCAGGAGGAGCCAGGGCGGGUCUUCCGAGCCUCAGAGACCCUGAAGACCCCAGUGAGAGUGGACUGGCGGGCCAAGGGCUAUGUGACACCCGUGAAGAACCAGGGGUUCUGCGGGUCCUGCUGGGCGUUCAGUGCCACGGGGGCCUUGGAGGGGCUGAUGUUCAAGCGGACGGGGAAGCUGGUGGUGCUGAGCGAGCAGAACCUCAUCGACUGCACCCAAAAGCUGGGCAACCGCGGCUGCUGCGGUGGCCACAUGGAACAGGCCUUCCAGUACGUGCACGACAACGGCGGCCUCAACUCGGAGCGUGUCUACCCCUACGUGGGCACGGACAACUCCCGCUGCCGAUACAACCCCCGGGACAAGGCGGCCAACUGCUCCGGCUUCGUGAGGGUGGCACAGGGCAGUGAGGAGGCCCUGGCGCAGGCGGUGGCCACCGUGGGCCCGGUGUCGGUGUCGGUGGAUGCCAGCUCCUUUCGCUUCUACAAGUCGGGCAUCUUCGGCUGCGGCUCUGGCAGCUGGAGAACGAACCACGCCAUGCUGGCCGUGGGCUACGGCACAACCCGGAUGGGUGGGCACAACCUCAGCUACUGGAUCCUAAAGAACAGCUGGACAGAGAGGUGGGGAGAGCAGGGCUACAUGUUCCUGCUGAAGGACGCCGGCAACCAGUGUGGGGUGGCCAACCAGGCCAGUUACCCCCUGCCCUGAGCCAGGAGAGCCCCCCCCCCGCCCCAGCUGAGCUCCCACGGCUGUUUCCUUCUGGAAAUGGGGCUUUUCUUCGAGUGCAGCAAGAAGCAAUUAAA